Messenger RNA from Trichomycterus rosablanca, 1639 nucleotides. RefSeq lists its product as uncharacterized. Gene Ontology annotation, cellular component: cytosol. Gene Ontology annotation, molecular function: protein-folding chaperone binding. NCBI's taxonomy places the organism in Eukaryota, Metazoa, Chordata, Actinopteri, Siluriformes, Trichomycteridae. The transcript has 4 exons. Bases 67 to 1143 code for a protein of 358 amino acids. The record is from RefSeq and is a predicted model, not a curated record.
UGAACGAGAUCGAGAUCGAGCUUCGACAGGCAGAGAGCAGCAGCAUCAGCACCACUUCAGAGCAUCAUGGUUCUCAUCUGGACGCAGUUCGGCGUGAAGCACAAGAAUGUCAAGUGCAAGGUGCGCGUGAUCCAUGGAGAGGAGACGUGGACCUCAGAGGAGGUGCACGAGGACCCAGAGACUCCCAGUCCUCCAUCCUCACCAGUCUGUGUAGACCACUAUGCGGUGCUGGGGGUGUCGAGCGACUCGAACGAGGAGGAGAUCAGACGGGCGUACAAGCGUCUGGCACUGCGCUACCAUCCAGACAAAAACCCGGAUGCGGAUGCGGAGGAAAAGUUCAAGCAGAUCGCCCAAGCCUACGAGGUCCUCAAUGACCCUCAGAAACGCAGCCUGUAUGACCAGCAAGGUACGUCUAAAGGAGGAAUGACAUCCGCCAAAUCAGACCCUGCCACCAGUGGCCCCAAGUCUGACGCCCAUGCCUGGCGAAUGUUUUUCAACUUUGAGUUCGACUCAGACGACGACCUGUUCAACCCGUUCCUGAAGAACCCACAGCCUCACCUGGGUCGUCACCAUGCCGGCAAGGCGGGGACCCAGUCGGGGGGCGUUGCCGAGGUCCAUGACCUCUUAGUGUCCCUGGAGGACAUCCUGACAGGUGUGACCAAGCGUGUGAAGGUUACCCGGCUAUGGCCCACUGACAAAAACACACUUCAGCCAGAGGAGAAAGUGAUAGACGUGGAGGUGAAGAAAGGAUGGAAGGAAGGGACGAAGAUCACCUUUCCCGGUGAGGGAAACCUGGUGUCAGGGCAUGCCCCCAGCGACUUGACGUUCGUGGUCAAAGAGAAGAAGCACGCCCAGUUCAGACGGGAAGGGUCAAACCUGGUCUAUACGGCGACCAUCACUCUGCGAGAGGCUCUGUGUGGCUGCACGGUUAACGUCCCGACUCUCGAUGGGCAGACGAAGCCUGUCCCCUGCAACGAUGUGAUCAAGCCUGGUUCGGUUAGAAGACUGAUCGGAGAAGGUCUUCCCCGUGCGAAAAACCCCAACCAGCGCGGUGACCUGUUGGUUGAGUUCCAGGUCGUGUUUCCCGAGCGCAUCCCGCCGUCCAGCAAAGAGAUCAUCAAACACAGUCUGGGACAAUGUUAAGAUGUUGAGUUCCGUGACGAACGAUGUGCAACUUUUUUGUCUCUGUGAGGCAUUCGAUGUGCUGGACGGUACUCAUAUGCACAAAAAAUAUUGUCAUCAGUAGGACUUUCAAACUAUCAACACACACACAUCAUAAAAUAUUCAUAAGACUAAGAAUACACACACUGAUAUACACAGUGGUGCUACACUCGAGCUAUCAACACACUUUCUGUGUGGCAGGAAGUGACCGGCUCUUCAUGAGGGCUCAAUGGGCUCCGGUAGGAAAUUGUUAUUCCUGUAAUGACAGUCUCUACUCGCUCUUAACCAUGACAAAUUUGUACUUGUGUACAGAAUCGUCAAUUAAUUAGUCUCUAUGAGAGAACCUGUGUCAUGUUUCAAUGAAUUAUUUAUAAAGGAUAAAUAUAAAGGUUUCAUUAUACUGUAUAACCUGGCAUGAAGGCUACAGCUGUAUGAAAGCAUGUUUUUUAGACUUUGUUAAAUAAAAAUAUUAAAACUA